Nannospalax galili (Upper Galilee mountains blind mole rat) is the source of this 2965-nucleotide messenger RNA. RefSeq names its product zinc finger and SCAN domain containing 2 (gene Zscan2). Bases 218 to 2062 code for a protein of 614 amino acids. Gene Ontology annotation, biological process: negative regulation of transcription by RNA polymerase II. NCBI's taxonomy places the organism in Eukaryota, Metazoa, Chordata, Mammalia, Rodentia, Spalacidae. Gene Ontology annotation, molecular function: DNA-binding transcription repressor activity, RNA polymerase II-specific. The transcript is spliced from 3 exons. The record is from RefSeq and is a predicted model, not a curated record.
UCCAUUGUUCUCCGUGCCCCACCGGCUUAAGCAGAGGUGCAUCCAGAGGGGCCGGGCCGAGACUGGGGCGCUUUUGCUCGCAGAGCUACGGCAGGAGCCGAACCUGGUCUCAGGAGAGGGUUUCUUGCUGAGAUUGGAGGUGGGAAGUGACUUCUCAGACAGCCUGCCUGGAGACGGGUAAGGCUUGAAGCCUGAGUGGUCAUCCAGGAAGUUGGACAUGGCAGCAGAGGUACCAGCAGUGACCACUGCCCUUAGCCCUUUGGUCCAGGUGCCUCAAGAAGAUGAUGAACAGGCAGAGGUCACCACUAUGAUCCUGGAGGAUGACUCUUGGGUGCAGGAAGCUGUGCUGCAGGAGGACGGCCCUGAAUCUGAGUCCUUUCCCCAGAGCGCUAGAAAGGGCAGCCCCCAGGAAGAGGGUGCAGCUGGUGGACCUCGGGGUGCACUUGUUCACUUUCGGGAGCUCUGUCGGCGCUGGCUGAGGCCAGAGGUGCACACCAAGGAGCAGAUGCUAACUGUGCUGCCAAAGGAAAUUCAGGCCUGGCUGCAAGAACAUCGGCCUGAAAGCAGUGAGGAGGCAGUGGCCCUGGUGGAAGACUUGACCCAGACCCUUCAGAACAGUGAUUUUGAGAUACAGAGUGAAAAUGGGGAGAACUCAAAUCAAGACAUGUUUGAGGAUGUGGAAUCACAUGAGAUGUUCAUGAAAAUGCCUGGAGUGGAAGGUGGUCAGCAGUCUGAUGCGGAAAGUGACUUUGAGAGAGACUGUGGCUCUGGGGCCACCCAGGGAAAUGCUCCAGGUGAGGACCACAGCAACAUGCUAUCCCAGGGCAGGGAAGUUAGUCAACUCAUAGGCCUUCAGGGCACCUACCUGGGAGAGAAGCCUUAUGAAUGCCCUCAAUGUGGGAAAACUUUCAGCCGGAAAUCCCACCUUAUCACACAUGAACGGACACAUACUGGAGAGAAGUACUACAAAUGUAAUGAAUGUGGAAAGAGCUUUAGUGAUGGUUCAAACUUUAGUCGACACCAAACCACUCACACAGGAGAGAAACCUUAUAAAUGUAGAGAUUGUGGGAAGAGCUUCAGCCGGAGUGCAAACCUUAUCACCCACCAGAGGAUCCACACAGGAGAAAAGCCUUUUCAGUGUGCUGAGUGUGGUAAGAGUUUCAGCAGGAGUCCCAACCUCAUCGCUCAUCAGCGCACCCACACAGGUGAAAAGCCGUACUCAUGCCCUGAGUGUGGAAAGAGCUUUGGUAACAGGUCCAGCCUUAAUACUCACCAGGGCAUCCACACUGGAGAAAAACCCUAUGAGUGUAAAGAAUGUGGAGAAAGCUUCAGUUACAACUCCAACCUGAUUAGACACCAGAGAAUCCACACAGGAGAGAAACCAUACAAAUGCACUGAUUGUGGACAGAGGUUUAGCCAGAGCUCAGCUCUCAUAACCCACCGGCGAACACACACAGGAGAAAAACCCUAUCAGUGCAGUGAGUGUGGCAAAAGCUUCAGCCGCAGCUCCAAUCUGGCUACUCACCGGCGAACUCACAUGGUGGAGAAGCCCUACAAGUGUGGGUUGUGUGGGAAAAGCUUCAGCCAGAGCUCCAGCCUGAUUGCACACCAGGGCAUGCACACAGGAGAGAAGCCAUAUGAGUGCCUUACAUGUGGCGAGAGCUUCAGCUGGAGUUCCAAUCUCAUUAAGCACCAGAGGAUCCACACUGGAGAGAAGCCCUAUAAAUGUAGCCAGUGUGGGAAGUGCUUCAGCCAGCGCUCACAGCUAGUGGUGCACCAACGGACCCACACGGGCGAGAAGCCCUAUAAAUGCCUCAUGUGUGGCAAGAGUUUCAGCAGGGGCUCCAUUCUGAUGAUGCAUCAAAGAGCCCAUUUGGGAGACAAGCCUUACAGGUGUCCUGAGUGUGGGAAAGGCUUUAGCUGGAAUUCAGUUCUCAUUAUACAUCAGCGAAUUCACACAGGGGAGAAGCCCUACAAAUGCCCUGAAUGUGGCAAAGGCUUCAGCAAUAGCUCCAACUUUAUUACUCAUCAGAGGACUCACAUGAAAGAGAAACUUUACUGAAAUGGCAGUAAAGUGAAGGGAAAGUGUUGGAACUGACUGUGAGGGGGAACUGCCACAAAGCCCCAAACUAUGAUUCCUUUCAAAAAGCCAUUUUCCCUAAAUACUCUUGGGGAGUUUUUACCAGAACCUUAUCCUUGUUCAUCCUCAUUUCAAAGACACUAUUAUCUUGGUUGGAGUGACGCUCCAUGCAGUUCAAGAACAAAGUGUAGGAGGGGACAGUCUGGAAGUAGGGUCUUUUCUAUUGCAUUUCAUGAUUUGAUUGCCCCAGCUCCCAAUUCUUCAGUGCUUCGGUUCUCUUAAAAGGAACAAUGUUUCUCCAUAUGUUAUAACAGCUUGGCUGCAACCUGAGCCAAGCCUGUAAAGAAAUACUGGACCCCUGUUUUUGUGGUUCUGUGUUUUGCUGUCACUUUGUUCAGCAGGUGCCUUUACCCCGUGCUCCUAGUAAUUCUAGGGUCCCCUGCUCGUGUUGGUCUCCACUCUUCCUGGGGGUUUGGUGUUUGGGGGUUUGGUUCCAGGUCAAGGUGAUAGGUUUUCUCCAAUGCUUAAUCAUCCAAAUGAAGGCAAAUCCCCUUUCUAGUUCCAAAAAGUGUCAGUACACAGGUUGAGGAAGGAUAGGCUGCAACCUAUGUCCCAGUUUUCUCCCAUUGACAAGUAGAGUGCCUGCUAAGAAAGGCAUACACUGUGAUUUGUGUGCUUGCUUUUUUGUACAGUCCUGUGGUUACGUUGACUGCUUAUGGAGCACAACUGUUCUCAUGUGAUUUGUGUUGAGGCAUGAAGCUUCUGACUUCCAGGUGUCUGGUACAUGGUAAUUUCUGUCUCAUCAAACAGGUGAACAGUCCUGUACACUGUGUGCCGUGUAAGCAUUUCUCACUCUGUGCAUUCCUUUUCUCCCUGUCAUUUUAC